Molecule: messenger RNA, 2089 nt
Organism: Frankliniella occidentalis (western flower thrips)
Lineage: Eukaryota; Metazoa; Arthropoda; Insecta; Thysanoptera; Thripidae
Exons: 4
Coding region: 261-1979 (572 amino acids)
Source: RefSeq, a predicted model, not a curated record
AACAUGAGAGUCUGCUUGUCGUCUGCAGUGGCCUGGUUGUUGUGUAUAGGUUAGCUGUUUGUCAAGUUUUCAAAUAUCCGACUGAAAAAACAAGUAUCGAGCGGACGUCAUUCAUAAAUAUGUAAAAAUACACAAUAUAUCGAUACUUUUUACGUUCACCAACUAGAUUACGAAUGCCGUUUGCAAUGGACUGUGUCACAAAGGCAGACUGUCAGUAACAAAAGUAAAAUAUAAUAAGUGGAUUACCAAAACAACAAAAUAUGACGGAUGGUAAAAGUUCCAAAUGCACUAAUAAUGUGCAUAGCGUUAAACUUUUAAAUUUAAGUUCUGGAGAAGAAAUUUGUUAUUCUGUUGUAGUGGUUGAAGGUGUAAUCAAAUCCAAUGAUGAAUGCAUGGCACCAAUGGACGUAACCAUAGAACAUAUGAAUGGCCCAUUAUGUGGUCCACCUAUUACUGUUCAUAAAAUCUCAAAGAACAUGACUUUCAAGGUUCUAUUAAAAUUGGAGUUGGGCAUGAAUAAAUUUAUUGUAAAUUUUUGUACAGUUCGUAAAGAAAUAAUUUUACAUUUUAGACCACGCCAAACAAAUUUCUGUGUUAUACCAGUUUAUGUUAUAUGCAAAGGACAUGAUGGCCGUUUCCAAGCACCUGAGUGUGAAGAUAAUUCUAUAGAGAGUGCUUGUGAAAGAAUUAGCACUGGAGUUCAUCUCAUACAGUCACUGUUUGCCGAAAGAUUACAGAAGGCUGGAUAUGGCAGGCUAACUUUUCAACUGCAGUCUGAUCUAGACCCGAUGGCCCCUGAUUGCCAUAUUCUGUACAGUGAUGUAUCAGUAGAAGAAGCACACAGUGCUUUGGCAAGUACACUGUGGACUUGGCUUGGUAGAGAAAUUAUGUUAUCUCAUUUUGGUAGCAAAGAAAGGAAGUACAUUGCUUUCCUGUCAUCAACGCAAUACAAUGGAAAUCACAUUAGAAAAGAUACCCUAACCCAUGAGGAAAUUGUGGAAUCUACCAAAGGCUAUGUUUCCCUCGGAGGAGGUGGCUUGGCUUUAGUCGGCACUGGAUGUUUAUAUACCUGGGCUACAUCAAUUGAAGAGGUGGUACCAAGACUUCUAAGUGAGGUAGCGGUAGACACCAAACUUUUCAUGGAUGAAAGCAAUUACAGAGGCACAUAUGGUGGUUGUUACUCAACAACUUUGGGGGCUGUGGCCCACGAAAUGGGCCACACUUUUGACUUGGGCCAUACAGCUCAUGGAAUCAUGGGUCCUGACUACCACAAUAUCCAUUGUUUACUUCUUCCUGAAGAAUCUACUCUUACCUGUGUUAAAGCUCCCUCUAAAUUAAAUUUGGUUAGAGAUACUUUAUUAUCAUCUACAAAGCAGGUCAAGCAUAUCAGUUCUGAGGGAGAAGAAAAAUAUGAGGCACUUGUUCAAGAACUGCAAGUGGUUUGGAGUGUGCCCAAGUCUCAACUGACUUGUGAAAAUACAGAUCUAUUACAACACAAGAAUCCCAAAGUUAUCAAGAAAUUUGGCAAGCAGCAGAUCUCUGAAGAAGUUGGACAUAGUAAAGGCAACAGAGCAACACACACAUUCUACACAAAUCCUGACACUAGUGGUGAAGCUCUUAAUUGUUUGAGUCCUAUUUUAGACAGAAAUGAUAUAUCACCUUUCUGGGCUACAAGUUGUCUAUCUAUUUUAGCAUUGCACAGGUGGUUCAAUCCAAAUGCAACCAAAGAAAAUUCUGGAGGUUUAACUUUCAACAAGGCCAAGAGGCAAAUUACAUCAGAGUAUGGUUUAGGAGUGAUUGAGAUUAGAGAUACUGAAUCGCUGUCAAUACUUCAUUGGAAAUUUUCAAGAGAGUCAGCGCACAAAGAAUUUACCAUACCUAGCCAAUAUAUUUACCCCAAGGCUGAAACUCUCUGGGUUAUUGACCAAGUAGGGAACAGCAUGACAUUUGAUUUGAAAAAGUCAGAAAGAGAAACAUAAUGCAGGCUCUUAAAAUUAGGAUAUAUCAUAAAAUAAGAAAAUAUUAAUGUGAUAAAAAAGUAUUUUUAUUAAUGGAAUUAUUGAAAUAUAUAACAUAUUUAUUAAUCCUA